CAAAUCAGACAGAGAGGUGGCUGAUCAUCAAAGGACGGCAUACAGCGAGAUGCUCUCGCUAAUUCAGGAAACCAGCAGGCAGCUCCCCCUCCGAUGGUGCCUGCGAGCCGCAUACUCAAUCUACGGCCACCAUGAUCAGCCACCCAAUGAAGCUCUCCUCCAUCGCCGGACCGCCGCUCCUCCGUCGCUUCCUUCCACCCAUAAAUACCCCAACACACCACCCAUCGUCCCAAAACACAACCAACAACAACAACACAACAACAGCAGCUCACCAUCUCGAUCGCGACCGAUCUCCAAACAAGAAGAAGCAGCUAGCAAUGGCGUCGAGGAAGGCACUGUUGGCGCUGGCGAUGGCGGCGGCGCUGUUCGCGGUGGCGUGCGCGGUGAAGCCGACGUUCACGGUGCAGCCGGGGUCGACGACGAAGAAGCUCGGGGUGAAGGUGAACAAGCCUGGCCACAGCGUGGCGGAGGUAGAGCUCCGGCAGCACGGCUCCGAGACGUGGCUGACGAUGAAGAAGACGGGUCCCGACACCUUCACGGUGCAGAGCCCGACCCCGCUCAAGGGGCCCUACAACUUCCGCAUCGUCACCGAGAAGGGACUCCGCGGGGUCUUCGAUGACGUCGUGCCCGAGACCUUCAAGUGCGGCACCACAUACGUCCCAGACGAGUACUGAUCAUUCCAUCCAUCCAUCCAUCCAUCCAUUGGGUUGAGUUCAUCUCAGCGAUUUCACCCAUGGAUAUCGUAUAUCAUAAUUAAGCCGUAUGCAAUGAAUAAGCUUCGUCGGAGAAGAAGCUAUAUGUAGCUAGCAGCGGCCACGACGGAUGUGCGUGCGUGCUGAUAGCUAGCUAGCCGCCGGGUCUUAUUGAUUCAUGUCGACCGGCCGCUUCUUUUCUGUUUUUCAUUUAUGUAAUCAAAUUUAUUUAUUAUUUUGUUCAAGAAUUAUUUUUAUAUGGAAUAUGUGGAUUUCUUUUUUGACAA
Molecule: messenger RNA, 979 nt
Organism: Brachypodium distachyon (stiff brome)
Lineage: Eukaryota; Viridiplantae; Streptophyta; Magnoliopsida; Poales; Poaceae
Product: pollen allergen Lol p 2-A
Exons: 1
Coding region: 132-674 (180 amino acids)
Cellular component (GO): extracellular region
Source: RefSeq, a predicted model, not a curated record